AUGCCGAAUUUAUCCACCCUUCCUCACGAUAUUCGUUAUCAAAUUCUAGCUCUUCUCUCAGAAUAUCAUAGUAUUUCCUCUCUCAUCGUUGCUUCCCGCCCAUUCUACACCACCUUCCAACCACACCGCAUCCACUUCCUCUCCCGCUCUCUCCUGAAGAGAUUUGAGCCCGAAGCAAACCUCAUUGUUACGCUUUCCAAGAUUAGGAGUCUGCCUGAUACCCCCGAGGUAUGGUAUUCGUUUCGAUUGGCUGUCGGGGAUUAUAUCGACGAAAAGUUCGACCAUUUCCAGAUACCUCAUAAUAAGGAUCCUGAUACACUUCUCAGUAUCCGAAAAAAUCACGAGGCAAUACUAAAGUCUACAAAAAGGUUUCUGCAAGACCAAAUCUAUCCACAUCAAGUUUCUAAAACCCCGCGGAACGCGUCAGGAGCAUUUCCACUCCCUCCUCCCUUGAGCUCCGGAGCUGAUUUACAACCUACACCAUCAGUAAACGAAUACUAUAACAUAGUUGGUGGGUUUUAUCGGCUAUGGAUAUGGACUCUGCUGCAUGGAAGCCCGUAUUAUUCUAGCCACUCUAGUGGCGAAUCGUUUGGGAGAGGAAAGGAAAAGAGGUAUGUCGAUUAUAUGUAUGGCUACGUGUUAGAAUGUUGGGGUUUUUGGAACAUUCAGAACCUACAAAUCCUGGCGCAUUGGACCAUUGGAUGGGUUGAUCUCGCCAUUGAUGAGGAGAAGAUUGAAAUGCCCCCCGCAACGUGUGAUAUGAUAACGGAUCCCGAUGAAGAACGACGUCGCCGAGACUCUAGGUUUCAGCCAAGUCCUGAUCAUGACCGACGAGACAUUAUUGGCAGUCUUAUCCGCCAUAAUUUCGUAGGCUUACUCAAGGCCCUUGGGGAUACAUCAGCUCUCAAAGACGUGGUCGUGGAUAUAAUCAACCGUUCUCCAUUCCCCCAAAUCCUGACAUAUCUGGACCGAGGCCCAGGACACUACACCCCGUCAUGCCCGGGGAAUCUACCGAAAUAUGUUACCUUUGCCACAGAAGGUUGCAUUGAUCCGAUACGGUUUCGAGGGGUCGAUCCAAAUAGAGUGGACGUUAGACCUCUCGUUAGUGGGACAGUUGAGGAUAGGAAAGCUUAUGAGAAGGUUUUUAGGCAGAGAGAUAAGUGGAUGACUAUGUUUGACUGGUUGCUCGGUGGGCUCGGGGCGGAGCCUGUUCGUGAAGGAGCGGAUUUCUGGGCAUCUGUAUGGGAUGAUUGGAGGCUUUUGGAGUGGGGGUAUUGGAGGCCUGAUUUUCAUUUCGACGAGGCGGAUAAAUAUGGAACGACUUGA
This is a messenger RNA of Orbilia oligospora ATCC 24927, 1326 nucleotides long. RefSeq lists its product as uncharacterized. The coding region runs from base 1 to 1326 and encodes 441 amino acids. The record is from RefSeq and is a predicted model, not a curated record. NCBI's taxonomy places the organism in Eukaryota, Fungi, Ascomycota, Orbiliomycetes, Orbiliales, Orbiliaceae. The transcript has 2 exons.